Molecule: messenger RNA, 1373 nt
Organism: Schistosoma turkestanicum
Lineage: Eukaryota; Metazoa; Platyhelminthes; Trematoda; Strigeidida; Schistosomatidae
Source: the annotation of a GenBank genome assembly
ACAUGUAGACACUUUUCAAAAGGAAAGUUACUUCGACGAGUACCUACAUGUGAUGUUCGCAUGCAAGGAUUGUUAGGUUGUUAACAGAAGGCACAAAUCAAUUUGCUUUGGACUUUACAUUCUCAAAGAGGUUUAAUCCCGAAGAUCAGGACUAAUAUGUUUGCUAUAACGGUGGUCAAAAGAGUGCCUGGCAUUCAAUUCCUUGUUCCCUGUAGAUUUAACAGGCGCAGACUACCACCUGAAUACAAAAAGCAGUAUUUGGAAAAGAUAAAUAUUGAAGCUCUAAAUAAAUACAGGGAUUCGGACUUUGUUGCGUAUCCUGCUUUGAAAACACAAAGGUCUUGGGAAGUUCAGCCACAAGAACCAAAAGCGGAGACAAAACGCUUGUAUCAAGAACUGGUGCCACAUUAUAUUGAUCCAAGAUAUCGCGAUCAUCUGCGUGAACGUCUUGAACGUCACGAAAUGAUGCUACGUCGUCGAAAUUUAGAUAUACCGGAAUUUUAUGUAGGGUCAGUUGUUGCUGUGAAGACUGCUGAUAAGUUUGCUCCAAAUCAGUCUCAUCGAUUCAUGGGUAUUUGCAUAGAACGCUUUAAUGAAGGUUUAUGGACAAGAUUUACUCUUCGUAAUGUGAUUGAGAAAACAGCUGUUGAAAUUCAAUAUGAAUUAUAUAACCCAACUAUUCAGUCGAUUGAAGUAUUAUUAUUAGAGAAACGUUUAGAUCGUAAUCUUUUGUAUUUACGUGAUGCUCCAUUGGAUGAAAGUCGAUUUCCAUUUGAUAUGUCGCGUAUUCCAUAUAAUCCUUCUGAUCCUGUCCCAAUUAAUGAUAAAAAGGUAAAACUACUUCCACCACCAUGGAUCUUCAAAUGGUAUUUACAUGGCUACCGUGGAAUACAUGACUCAAUGUAUGAUUAUUUGACUCCAAAAGAGUUAUCUGAAAUUAAAGAGAAAAUAAAUCUCGUCGAUCGAUAUGAUUUGAUGAAAAUGUAUAGAUCACGAUUGUGUUUAGAAGAUCAACAAAUAGCUUUAGGUGAUGUACAAAUUCAACAUCAAGAUCUUAUACGUCAUCAUGAACAACGUCGACAAGAGUUAAUUGACAAGCAUAAAGAAGUAAAAAAGACUGAUAAAAUUAUUGCUCAUGGUGGUCGUUAAUUUGUAUUAUUCACUCUUGUCAUGAGACUAUAUGCAACCUUCUUAUUUGACAUUCUCUCUUCUUAAAUUGUAAAUAUUAUGUAUUGUCAUUCAAAUAGGAUUUUGCAUAAAAAUUUAUUAAAAGUCACUUUACGUUUAUCAUAAACAAUCUAGGAUAAUCUUAAGGACAGAUAAAUGUGUUUACUCUGGCACCGGCGAAUCUAAUAAAAAAUGAUUUUUACGAG